AUGGCUGCGGGUAGUUUGAUGACGGUUCUUUUGUUGGUCGUGCAAUUGUCGUUAUCGAUGUACAUCGAGAAUGUCGCUGCGAAUGUAGAUACUCGAAAAGACAAAAAGCAUGCUAAGUUUGUUCCGCUAGUCGCGUUUGAAUGUGGUUUCCGAAAUAGAUUUAUGGGUGAAAAUGGCGUAUGGGUGAGCGAUCCCAGUGCACUUGCAACAUGUCUUAGUGGAAAGCUCGAUAUCUUGAAGUACUGCCGAAAAGCUUACCCUAAACUGGAUGCCACGAAUAUAGUAGAAUAUUCUCAUGAAGUGGAAAUUCCUGGUUGGUGCCGUGAAGAAGGUUCACCAUGUAAAUGGACUCACACUGUCAGACCUUACCAGUGCAUAAUUGGAGAGUUCCACUCAGAAGCACUUCAAGUACCUCAUGGAUGUCGAUUUGGUCAUAUCAAUGAUCGUCAGUUAUGCAACGAUUAUGGUCACUGGAAAGAUGCGGCGUACAAACAAUGUAAAACAAAGGUUGUUAAUGAAAAACGAAUGGUGAUGCGUUCAUUCGCUGUUCUGGAGCCAUGCGGAUUAGAUCUUUUCACAGGAGUUGAGUUUGUUUGUUGUCCAAGUGACGAGAAAACUGAAGGUGCAGAGAAAAAAGAAAUUGAGGUAACUGACGAAGAUGAAGUUGACGAUUAUGAUGAUGAUGAGAGUGAAUAUGCCGAAGAUUCUGAUGAUGACGACGAAAGGAAUCUUUUUUCUAAAAAUGUCUCCCAAGAUCCUUAUUUUAAAAUAUCUGAUCCAGUCAAUGAACAUGAACGUUUCAAGGAAGCUCAGCAACGCCUGGAAAAAAGACAUCGCGCUAAAAUCAAUAAGGUAAUGCGUGAAUGGUCUGAUCUUGAAGCACGUUACAAGAAAAUGAAAAAAGCAGACGAAAAAGGUGCUGAAACAUUCAAGAAAGAAAUGUCUUCACGAUUCCAGAAAACGGUUGCUUCACUGGAAGAAGAAAAUAAGGAGCAGAAAAAGCAAUUGGAGGAUGUUCAUGAAGAGCGGGUACAAGCACAUCUCAAUGAGAAAAAAAGAGAAGCAACUCAUGAUUAUCGCGCUGCGUUAGCAGUCCAAGUUGGCACACCGAAUAAGCACAGUGUACUUAAAACAUUAGAGACAUAUAUCCGCGCAGAAGAAAAAGAUCGCACUCAUAUGAUCAAUCGUUUCCGACAUCUGCUUCGUACGGAUCGCGACGAAGCAGAAACGUAUGAGCCAAUACUUAUUCAUCAGCUACGUUACAUUGAUCUUCGUAUAAAUGGGACACUUGCGAUGCUUCGAGACUUCCCUGAACUGGAACGACAAGUCCGACCAAUUGCUAUUGAGUUCUGGUCAAAUUAUCGUAGAGAAAACACACCAGAAGUUACAGAUGAUGAGUAUACAAUGAUUGGUGGCGAUGAACAAAAUGUUAAGCUCGAGUCAUACGACCAGUUGCAUAACCCUUCAGGGGUAAAGAAAACAACAGUGUCAACAACCACCAUUUCUGAAUCGAUGAAAAUACUCACUGAUUCGGAUGAAGAUGAUGAGGAAAAUGAAAAUGAUGAUGAUGAUGCAAAUGCUGAAAUCAAAAAGCAAUCGAAAGAAGAUAUGAGAAAAGUUGCGAUAGAAAAAAUUGUGCAAAGGAAAUCAAAUAUCAAAUUCGAUAAGAACAAACCCACGGUUGAUGACAGUGAAGAUGAUGAUGAUGAUGAAGAUAAUGAGGAUGAUACUGACGAAGAAUCUUUGUCAAACGGAAAAUCAAUUGAACGCGAACUCCAUGUAGAAAUAGAGCCAAUUGUUAGCGAACCUGUCAGGGUGCAUGAUUUGCCUCCUAGACCAUCUUAUGCCAAACAUGAUCCGCUGCGUCAUUCCAAG
Thelazia callipaeda (thelaziosis nematode) is the source of this 1875-nucleotide messenger RNA. NCBI's taxonomy places the organism in Eukaryota, Metazoa, Nematoda, Chromadorea, Rhabditida, Thelaziidae. The record is from the annotation of a GenBank genome assembly.